AUGACGGAUCAUUGGGAGGAUUUUGAGGAGACCGAGGGGGCUGCGUUUGACGACGAGGAUGAUAUCGAAAAUGGACAAACAUCUUCCUUCGGCAUCCACCUCGAAGAAGAAGGAGGGGAGAGCGGGUACCAUACAAGGAAUCCUCUCGAAAAUCCUGAACAGCGAUCGACGCUUACAUCUUACGAAGGCAGCGUGGAUGUGCGGGGAAAUGCUUUGGAGACGAUUCAUGGGCAACUCGGCGCUGAUUCUACCAAGUUUGCUAGUUUAGUUGUUUAUGAAUUCCGAUUCACAGGGAUCAAAUGGAAGAGCCGCAUUCGUCAAGUGAGAAUCUCAGUGAAAUUUCGCAGCUCCACGCUCGGAGCUCGGGGGCCUCGGAUCCACUCAUUCAGCCCCCACGGCACAUAUGGGCUCCUGCCCGUCGACCAGGAUUACUCCGACUCACGCGAAAGCGAGGUCAACGCGCAAGUUGGGCAGACAUGCACCAACCUAGGUGGAUCCCUCAAGUGGACAACUGCAAAAAGCUAUACAAGUACCAAUUACACCCAAAUCAAAGGCGUGUUUCGUACUGAUGAAUACGGGUAUGACUACGGGGUCACAUGGAUAUUGAACGAGAACCCUACAACAAAAACAGGUGUUCCUACUUGGUUCCGCGCAGCAAUUAUCCUAGAGAGAGAGGAUGAGGAUAAGUUUGAAGCUGACGUUGAAGUUGCGACGGAGGUUGAUAAUCGAACGUGGAAGGAACGACUACGCGGGGUGAAGGAUCCAACCAACGAGCCCGUGUUGUAUAAUCCCCAAAUUAAGCCAACCAACAAGCUCCGCCCAGGAUAUGAUAUCAGUCAACUUGGCGAUAUCAAACCAGUUGAGUUUUUUGAUGCCUCUCUCCAAACUGUUUUGGGUGAUACGGGCAAGAAGUCCUAG
Messenger RNA from Penicillium vulpinum, 918 nucleotides. RefSeq lists its product as uncharacterized. Bases 1 to 918 code for a protein of 305 amino acids. The transcript has a single exon. Lineage: Eukaryota; Fungi; Ascomycota; Eurotiomycetes; Eurotiales; Aspergillaceae. The record is from RefSeq and is a predicted model, not a curated record.